AUGGAGAUGUCUCCAAACAAAGGUUCCUCUCCCUUGUUGCUAUGGGUAUUGUGGUUGCUAGUCUUCAAGACCAACAUCAUUCAGACAACGGAUUCUGCCCCCACAUCUGAAACGUCUCUGCUGAUCAAUACCACCUUGUUGUUUGAAGGUGGAGCCCCAGGCUACAACCUGCAGAACUGUAGCUGCUCCACAGCUGUACAGGAGUGCAUGAGACUCUUGCCGACCGGCUUAUGCCACACUGUCUUGCACUCUGCUUUGACCCUUUCUGGGCUCGGAGAUCCUGGACGACUUAUCGUCUGGGUAAAGGAUCUCUGGGUUCUGGAUGAGCUGCUGAACAGAAGCAGGGUUGGCCAUUUACAGCUGUCUUUUGGAAUAAAACCAAUGGGAAGACAGUACAUCGCUUUGCUUGGUCUACAGACCCUUAGGAUUCACAGUUCAGCACCAGAAGCAUCAUUACCGGAUCAGGAAAUAACAAUUUUCUCUGCUGUGGAUCUUAACUUCCACUCCUACGCCGACAACACCAAGCUCUAUCCAAACCCUCAUCCAUCCAAGCUCAUAGUUGUGGCCCUGAGGCUCUGCUCCAUAAGACUCAGGCCUUCAUUCCUUGACUUUGUGGCAGAAACCCCUGCUAAUGCCUUCAUCACCUCCAGCCUAGAUACUGCAGAUAGAUUACUUUAUUGA
This is a messenger RNA of Pleuronectes platessa (European plaice), 681 nucleotides long. RefSeq lists its product as uncharacterized. The record is from RefSeq and is a predicted model, not a curated record. Lineage: Eukaryota; Metazoa; Chordata; Actinopteri; Pleuronectiformes; Pleuronectidae.